Microthlaspi erraticum is the source of this 411-nucleotide messenger RNA. Lineage: Eukaryota; Viridiplantae; Streptophyta; Magnoliopsida; Brassicales; Brassicaceae. The record is from the annotation of a GenBank genome assembly.
AUGCUUGUAGAAGAGCUGAAAGAAUUGAAGAAAAGUUUUGUUGAGAGUUUGGAGCUUCAAAACACCAUGAUUCGCAAGAUGGAAGAAGAGGGGGAUGAGAAGGUGAAGGAAGAGCUCAUGAUAGCUAAUGCAACUAUGGAGAAGAUGGCUCGCGAUAUGACUAAAGUGUGUUUGCAAAAAGUAGGGGUUACAAUGUUGGUUGUUGGAACCUUAGGACGGAUUUGUGGGAAGCGUUUGAGUCGCUUUGUUGGUUCAAACCCAAAGCUAGCUCUCGCUAGUGGACUUAAAGCAGCAAGCUUUAGCAAGAAAGUUCCAACAACCAAUCUCUUAGGUUGGGAACGUUUCUUUCUCAAGCUAGCUCUCUUAGACAUUAUCGCAAACACAUUCUACGCGUCCUUCUACGCGUGCUAG